GAAAGGUAUCUGUGUGCCAUUCAUUUUUUGCCGUUUCCGCGUGAGUCAGACAUCUCGACCCUCGAGAGAAGGAGAACACUGUGUUUUGUCUUUCUCUCACUCAGUUAUCUCCUCGUUUUUGACACAUAUCUUAGCAUACUGUAGACAUUUGGAGCAACGUGACGACAUUUUGACACCAAGACUAUAAUAUUCGGAAUGCAAAAAGAACCGUCAGUGGAAACACGAGAUGCGCAGAAAUGAUCUGCUGAACAAUAAAAUAACAAUUUUUCUAUCAUCACUAUCACUUUUUGUCAUUAUUAUUCCAAUUUAUGCCGCUGAAAAAGAUCUCUUGCCCCCAUCCACUUCAAGUGAGACAUUCCUAACUGAUGAAGAUUUUUUGAGACCUUUGAAUGAUGACGAGACAUUUCUGACUGAGAAAGACUUCAAAAAUGGUGAGAAGCUGGGUGAAGACCACGUGCCAGCUGGUUCAAUUCUCUGGAAACAAGUCUAUAAAAAAGGAGAUAUCCGAGGAAAGGCUGCCUGGAAAUUGGAUCCAAAAAACAGCGAAAGCUUAAGAAGAAAUGGAGUAAUUACUGGUACACGAAAAUGGCCAAAUGGAAGAAUACCUUAUGUGAUAUCAAAUCAAUAUAAUGAUAGAGAACGUGCAGUUCUAGCUAGAAGCUUUCAGGCAUACCACGACAAAACCUGCGUUCGAUUUGUUCCUAGAACCGCUGUAGACAACGAUUAUUUAUACAUUGGGAAGAUCGAUGGAUGUUAUUCGGAUGUUGGAAGAGCUGGAGGCAGGCAGGAGCUGUCAUUGGACAAUGGAUGCUUGCAGUACGACACAGCAAUCCACGAACUAAUGCAUUCGGUAGGUUUCUAUCACGAACACGAAAGAUGGGAUCGAGACGAACAUAUCACAAUUUUAUGGCAUAAUAUUGAUAGGGAAGCGUAUGAUCAGUUUGGAAAAGUUGAUUUGGCGGAGAGCUCUUAUUACGGACAGCUUUAUGAUUAUUAUUCUAUCAUGCACUACGAUUCAUUGGCAUUUUCCAAAAAUGGUUUCGAAACUAUGGUUGCCAAACAAUCCGAAAUGACUGCUGUUAUUGGAGCAGCAAUCGAUUUUAGUCCGAUAGACAUCUUAAAAAUGAAUCUGAUGUACCAAUGCAGUGAUGUGAAGCUUCCACCAACUGUAGUGGGGACAACUGAUAAAACAAUUGUUCCAGUGCCAGCUCCAUCGGUUACGGUAGUGGAAGAUGACUGUCGUGAUCGAACAAACCUUUGCUGGCGUUGGAUUGAUCGAUGCAAAUCAUUUUUCUUCGAGCAAAUAAUGAAAGAAUUUUGCUCUCUUUCGUGUGGUUACUGUACCCCAAAAGCUCUCCAAACUGCAAAAGCAUCACCACCGAACUACAGUAAUACAUUGCUAACAAAGUCGAGCACUUCGUAUCUGCAGCAUGGUUAAUCUAAAUUAUUAAUAAUUAAUUCCUAAAACUCCGGUCUUUCUGUGCAUUCUAUGUCUUUCAAUGUCCUCCAAAAAUUCCAGUUUUGCCAUAAUUUAAUUGUGAUUGAUCUACUUAUGAAUUCACUUCUUUACUUUUUA
Molecule: messenger RNA, 1576 nt
Organism: Caenorhabditis elegans
Lineage: Eukaryota; Metazoa; Nematoda; Chromadorea; Rhabditida; Rhabditidae
Gene: nas-8
Product: Zinc metalloproteinase nas-8
Exons: 12
Coding region: 227-1438 (403 amino acids)
Biological process (GO): proteolysis
Cellular component (GO): extracellular region
Molecular function (GO): zinc ion binding; metallopeptidase activity; metalloendopeptidase activity
Source: RefSeq, marked reviewed